CGUCGACCAGGGUUCAUACCACUAAUCGUCUGCUACGGCCUCAAGUGCUUACUCUCAACCCUGUCAUGUAGUCUAUCACAUGGGCCUAACUGGCAAAAGGCCACGUUCCCCCCUGAAGGGGGCAUAGGCAUUGUAACCUUGUCCGGUGCGCCGGAAAAAAACCUACAUAACGGCGCACCUGCCCCUGCACCGCCGUUGGAAGAAGGUGCACACUUCGAAACUUUAGCUCUCACAGAUCUUCACAAUGGGCGACGCAGAGGCACUUCCCGAUUAUGUUCUUGACCCCAACGCCGUCCUGAAGGACAAGGACGCUGCCUGGAGAUAUGGCGCCCCUCCGGACUAUUCCAACACCCGUGCGGUGUACGAGCGGACCAAGAAACAAUCCCACGAGCCCGGCAGCCUGCCCAACCUGGUCGAGAACCUCGUCAAGAACUGGGAGAUCGAGGCCUCCUUCAAGACCUCGCUGGCGGACUGGCGCACGAUCGACCACGAGAAGUACCACGUCACGCUCAACGGCGGCCCCCCGCUGUCCGGCGAGUACAUGCUCAAAGUGGGCACCUACAACGCCCUGCUGACCCCGAGCGCGUACUACGACCCCGCCCACAACGACUUCGAGAUGAGCCACAAGAGCUUCAAGCGGAUGAUGCCGACCUUUGCCUGGGAGGUGACCGAGGUGUAUAGCGGCCCGCCCACUGUGGUCUUCAAGUGGAGACACUGGGGGGAGAUGGCGCGCGACUAUGUCGGGUUCAACGAGUGAGUGAGACACCGUGAAGUUCCUUCCGGGCAGCGGCUAACACUGGGCGAAUGUUAGCAAGGGAGAGAAGGUCCGGAUUGAGGCGCAUGGCGGCCCGAUCGAUAUUCAGGGGAUCAUCGUCGCCAAGGUCAACAAGGCCCUCCAGUUGGAGCAGAUCAACGUGUG
Messenger RNA from Aspergillus uvarum CBS 121591, 919 nucleotides. RefSeq lists its product as uncharacterized. The transcript has 2 exons. Lineage: Eukaryota; Fungi; Ascomycota; Eurotiomycetes; Eurotiales; Aspergillaceae. The coding region runs from base 245 to 757 and encodes 170 amino acids. The record is from RefSeq and is a predicted model, not a curated record.